Molecule: messenger RNA, 1431 nt
Organism: Ostreococcus tauri
Lineage: Eukaryota; Viridiplantae; Chlorophyta; Mamiellophyceae; Mamiellales; Bathycoccaceae
Product: NAD-dependent epimerase/dehydratase
Exons: 3
Coding region: 1-1431 (476 amino acids)
Biological process (GO): sulfolipid biosynthetic process; glycolipid biosynthetic process
Molecular function (GO): UDPsulfoquinovose synthase activity
Source: RefSeq, a predicted model, not a curated record
AUGUCCGCCGUGGCCUCGUCCCUCGCUCGCAUCACCCUCGACGCGCGCGCGCGAUCGCGCCAAACGACCACCAAGAGAGGUCAAGCGAUGCGCGCCGUUCCGGUGGCGACGCCGCGUUCGUUUUCAUUCUUUAAGGCGAACAGUUUGAAGGCGCAAGCUCCGACGCAACGAGCCGCUCGCGCGACCCGCUCUUUCGUCGUGACGGCAGCGCACCGCCCGGAUGCCGACGCCCCGGACGCUGGUAAAGGUCAACGAGUCAUGAUUAUCGGUGGUGACGGCUACUGCGGUUGGGCGACGGCGCUCCACCUCUCCAAGCGCGGCUACGCUGUGUCCAUCGUCGACAACUUGUGCCGACGCACCAUGGACGACCAGCUCGGUUUCAACUCUUUGUCUCCGAUCAAGGGCAUCCAUGAACGCGUUCGCCGCUGGAAGGAGGUGACCGGACUCGACAUCGAUCUCUUCGUUGGCGAUGUUUGCGACUACGAGUUCCUCGGUGCGGCGUUCAAGAAGUUCAACCCGACGUCGUGCGUUCACUUUGGUGAGCAACGCUCCGCUCCGUACUCCAUGAUGGAUCGCAGCCGCGCCGUGUUUACGCAAACGAACAAUGUCAUGGGUACGAUCAAUGUCUUGUACGCCAUCAAGGAGUUCGCGCCGGAUUGCCACAUGGUCAAGCUUGGCACGAUGGGUGAGUACGGUACCCCGAAUAUCGACAUCGAGGAAGGUUACAUCACCAUCACUCACAACGGUCGCACGGAUACUUUGCCAUACCCGAAGCAAGGUGGCUCCUUCUACCACUUGUCCAAGUGCCACGACUCCGCCAACAUGCUCUUCUGCACCAAGGCGUGGCAGCUGAGCUGCACGGACUUGAACCAAGGUGUUGUCUACGGUCUCUCCACGGAUGAGUGCGACAUGCACCCGGAUCUCGUGAACCGCUACGACUACGACGCCGUCUUCGGUACGGCUCUCAACCGAUUCGUUAUCCAAGCGUCCGUUGGUCAUCCGAUGACCGUGUACGGUAAGGGUGGUCAAACCCGCGGCUUCUUAAACAUCAAGGACACCGUGCGAUGCAUCCAAAUCGCGUGCGACAAUCCGGCGCCGAAGGGUGAUAUGAAGAUUUACAACCAGUUCACGGAGCAAUUCUCUGUUAACGAGCUCGCGGCUAUGAUCACUGAGGCUGGUCAGAAGGUUGGCCUGAACCCGGAGGUCAUCACCGUCCCCAACCCGCGCACGGAGUUGGAAGAGCACUAUUACAACGCGAAGAACUCCAAGCUUCAAGACCUCGGCCUCGACCCAAUCCUCAUGCGUGGCGAAUUCUUGGAGACGCUGCUCAAGCAAAUCAUGGAGUACAAGGACCGCGUCGACCAACGCCUCAUCCUCCCGGGCGUCAACUGGAAGGAAUCGAGCUCAAUCGCCACCACCAUGUCCAAGUAA